This is a messenger RNA of Hibiscus syriacus, 666 nucleotides long. Its product is annotated as heat shock cognate 70 kDa protein 2-like. The transcript has a single exon. Gene Ontology annotation, cellular component: cytoplasm. Lineage: Eukaryota; Viridiplantae; Streptophyta; Magnoliopsida; Malvales; Malvaceae. The coding region runs from base 16 to 666 and encodes 216 amino acids. Gene Ontology annotation, molecular function: ATP hydrolysis activity; ATP binding; ATP-dependent protein folding chaperone. The record is from RefSeq and is a predicted model, not a curated record. Gene Ontology annotation, biological process: cellular response to unfolded protein; protein refolding.
AGUCUGGCACGACGCAUGAAAUCUGCUUCCAAUUCGCUGCUUCGAAGUGUGCUGAUUCAAGUGUAUGAAGGUGAGAGAACAAGGACCAGAAACAACAACUUGCUUGGUAAAUUCGAGCUCUCUGGCAUUCCCCCAGCACCCAGGGGUGUUCCACAGAUCACAGUGUGCUUUGACAUUGAUGCCAACGGUAUCUUCAAUGUGUCUGCUGAGGACAAAACCACUGGACAGAAGAACAAGAUCACCAUUACCAAUGACAAGGGUAGGCUCUCAAAGGAUGAGAUAGAGAAGAUGGUUCAGGAGGCGGAGAAGUACAAAUCUGAGGAUGAAGAGCAGAGGAAGAAGGUUGAGGCAAAGAACGCAUUGGAAAACUAUGCGUACAACAUGAGGACCACAGUGAAGGAUGAGAAGAUUGGGGCCAAACUUUCCGCAGAAGAUAAAAAGAAGAUCGAAGAUGCCAUUGAACAGGCCAUCCGAUGGUUGGACACCAAUCAACUUACCGAGGCUGAUGAAUUCGAAGACAAGAUGGAGGAGUUGGAGAGCAUCUGCAACCCCAUCAUUGCAAAGAUGUACCAGGGUGCUGGAAUGGAUGAUGAUGUCCCAGCUGGAGGAAGCGGUGCUUGCCCCAAGAUCGAGGAAGUUGACAAAAGUUUUUUUCCUAUAUCUUAG